Messenger RNA from Phaethon lepturus (White-tailed tropicbird), 258 nucleotides. RefSeq names its product bone gamma-carboxyglutamate (gla) protein (gene BGLAP). The record is from RefSeq and is a predicted model, not a curated record. The transcript is spliced from 3 exons. Gene Ontology annotation, biological process: regulation of bone mineralization; osteoblast differentiation; regulation of cellular response to insulin stimulus. Lineage: Eukaryota; Metazoa; Chordata; Aves; Phaethontiformes; Phaethontidae. Bases 1 to 258 code for a protein of 85 amino acids. Gene Ontology annotation, molecular function: structural constituent of bone; hydroxyapatite binding; calcium ion binding. Gene Ontology annotation, cellular component: extracellular region.
AUGAGGCCCCUCAUCCUGCUGACCCUCCUGGCCCUCCUCACCCUUGGGCUGUGCCGCAGAGUCAUCUCCAAACACGCCAGCGCCGAGGUGGUGCGGAGACACAAGAGGAAUUACAUCUAUGACAGCAGCAUCUAUGGCAUCAUGCGAGACCCACUGGAGGCCAAGCGCGAGGUGUGCGAGCUCAACCCCGACUGCGAUGAGCUGGCCGACCACAUCGGCUUCCAGGAGGCAUACCGGCGCUUCUACGGCCCCGUCUAG